GUCGAUGGUCAUCGUCAAUGACAGAAGCCUACACUCAAGGCUGUGGUGGUCAAGUUAUGGCGUUGGUGAAAAAAAGUUGUUUUGUUGCCGGCCGUUUCUCAAGCAACCGACUCUGGUUGAGCUCCAAAUGUAGCCCGUAUGUGUAUCUAAGAUGCAUGUCAGCAAUGGCCAAAUCCUCCCCAGCACAGACUGACAGAAAGAAGGAGCUGCGAAGUGCUGACGGGCCUGAUCUGCAAGACUUUAUUUCUGGAGAGCUAUCGGAGAAACACAAUUGGGAAGAAUACAGAGGCGACCUUAAGAGACGGAAGGGGGAGAGGUUGAGGCUUCCUCCAUGGCUGAAGACAGAGAUCCCCAUUGGGAAGAACUACAACAAACUGAAAAAUACUCUGAGAAACCUGAACCUGCACACAGUGUGUGAGGAAGCCAGGUGUCCCAACAUUGGCGAGUGUUGGGGUGGAGGAGAGUAUGCCACAGCCACAGCUACCAUUAUGCUUAUGGGGGAUACAUGUACUCGUGGGUGCAGGUUCUGCUCGGUGAAGACUGCCCGCCAACCUCCUUCUCUGGACCCGGAGGAGCCUUACAAUACAGCCAAGGCCAUUGCUGCAUGGGGACUGGACUAUGUGGUUCUGACAUCUGUAGACAGAGAUGAUAUAGCUGAUGGAGGGGCGGCACACUUUGCUAAGACUGUCUCCAACCUGAAAGAAAGAAACCCUCGCAUCCUAGUGGAAUGUCUUACCCCUGAUUUUCGUGGUGAUCUGGCAUCGGUAGAGAAAAUUGCCCUUUCAGGGCUGGACGUGUAUGCUCAUAACGUGGAGACAGUCCGUGAACUACAAAGGCAUGCGCGUGACCCCAGAGCAAACUUUGACCAGUCGCUGAGUGUUCUCAUACAUGCCAAAAAGGUCAAACCUACUGUGCUCACCAAGACUUCCAUUAUGCUUGGAUUAGGGGAGACUGACCAGCAGAUAAUGAACACCCUGACAGAGCUGCGGGGGGCAGGUGUGGACUGUCUUACACUGGGCCAGUAUAUGCAGCCAACCAAACGCCACCUCAAGGUGGAGGAGUAUGUGACACCUGACAAGUUUGCCCACUGGGAGAAGGUUGGUAAUGACAUGGGCUUUGUCUACACUGCCAGUGGGCCCCUGGUUAGAUCCUCUUAUAAAGCAGGAGAGUUCUUCUUGAAGAACCUACUGGAGAAGAGAAAAGCAGAAGCCACUAUUGCUGAGUGAAGAGCACAGGGCACCUGGCUCAUCGUUGAUGCUUCCCACCAGCCUUCCUCUUAGACCUCCUCCUUUUAUCACAGGAGUCUUUCCAAUGAGCUCACAGGCUUUGAGUCACUUUACUCCACCAUUGCACCUGCCAACAGUAGACACUGAUUAUUUUUGUAGCGUGAUUAACCAAGAAAUUUCAGUAUUAAGAGCUCAAAGAAUGGUCAAACAAACAGGAUGGACAUAAACAAGACUCAUUAGAAGUUGAUCAAAAGUCAAGGUAUGGGUGUUGUAAUCUCCUUUUUGAAAAACACUUGGGAGAGCACAUGGGUGUGCAUUUCAGGGAGUCUUGAUCAAAGCUAGUCUCCACUCAGGAGCCUAAUGUCAUGUAGAUAACUCAGGCCUUUGCCCGAGUGAGCUGGCUCAUACUGGACUAGGUUUGAACUGUAGCUUUGCUUCCAUGUCUUGUUGCCUCAGGGCCUCCUGAAGUCUUCGAAAUGACACAUACUCAUGCACACACCCGCUCUCCAGGGGAGCCCUUGACCCUGGGUAGGGAACAGUCAGCAGCCAGGGCUUCAAAUGAGAUCUGUUCAGAGGGAUGACGUCUGCUGACUGAAAACUAAUACAAAAUGUGUAAGUCAUGUAGACUUGAAUCAGUGAAGAAUUGUAAGUUAAUCACAAUGUUAAAUUCUGAUAGUCUAUAGAGGUUUUGCAAUAUCUAAUAAAGUAAUAA
Messenger RNA from Lampris incognitus (smalleye Pacific opah), 1938 nucleotides. RefSeq names its product lipoic acid synthetase (gene lias). NCBI's taxonomy places the organism in Eukaryota, Metazoa, Chordata, Actinopteri, Lampriformes, Lampridae. Gene Ontology annotation, molecular function: lipoate synthase activity; 4 iron, 4 sulfur cluster binding. The transcript is spliced from 11 exons. The coding region runs from base 18 to 1226 and encodes 402 amino acids. Gene Ontology annotation, cellular component: mitochondrion. Gene Ontology annotation, biological process: lipoate biosynthetic process. The record is from RefSeq and is a predicted model, not a curated record.